Xylaria bambusicola is the source of this 3012-nucleotide messenger RNA. RefSeq lists its product as uncharacterized. Lineage: Eukaryota; Fungi; Ascomycota; Sordariomycetes; Xylariales; Xylariaceae. The record is from RefSeq and is a predicted model, not a curated record. The coding region runs from base 1 to 3012 and encodes 1003 amino acids. The transcript is spliced from 5 exons.
AUGGAUUCCCUACAGCUCAAGAGCUUUAAUAAAUGGUGGAAUAAUCGAAUGAUCAUGAUGGAAGACCAACAUGGCGAGGAGAUUACGAGCUGUGAUAGUGAGGCCAACGAGCAGAAGAAACAAACCCACGAUAGUGCCCAAGUUCAAAUAGGCGAUUUACGCAACAGCACGCGCGAUCCUACCGAUCUCUACAACCAGAUCCGGCAGAUAAAAGAGCAACGCGGCGCUGCGUUAAGAAGUAUCGACGAUUAUUAUGCUGAACGUAUGAACAUAAUUAAAGAAAGCCAAUCGAAAGAGCACGAGCAUCACAGGAAGGCAUAUGCACAAGCCCUUGCUGACAGAUCAUCACUUAUCGACAGUACUUCACCUGUUCAAUCGUCCGUAGUCACACCUGCGAAUACCGUGGACACUACAGUCAUCGGGGAAACGGACGGUAAUUUACCAACGCCAAUCUCUGGAGACGCGAUUUCGACAGUACAAACGCCAAAAGUGCAAUCUGUCAGUGCCUCUGACAACCGGAUGUCUCCUAUUCAAGAUAUGGUUCCCACGCCUGUGGCCUCCCGGGAAUCAAGUCAAUCAGCACCGCCUGAUAAAGGCUUCUCUGCUACCGUCCAACGUGAGUUUACUGCCGAAGGAAGGGAGCAGCACAUCUUUCGGUUUAAGACUAAGAAUCGCAAAGCGUUACAAGGAGCCAUUAAAGCGAAGCAAUCAACCUCCGAACCUAACGCAAUGGAGUCGAUACAAACACCUGUCUCCACGAACUUGACUACCACCAACGAGACUGCCCCUGUGAGAACCAUUACCUUUGACGAGGUAUAUCAAAAUGGGCAAGCUAAGCAUAAGGAUACUAUUGUAGAGUUUCCACCUGGUAGGAACCAGUGGUACAUUCUUAAAUGUGAAGAACAUUCCGUAAGGUUCAGCAACAAGUUGCCUAUAGCCGGAGCUGCGAAGCAUUUAAGCGGUCGCUUGCACGGAGGUUUAGAGAGGAGUUAUGUUCUGGCUAUCAAGACUCUUGGUUAUAGAGUGGUUGAUUGCAAUGAGCAGCUAGCCAGGCAAAAUAAUGAAGUUGUGAACGAGGCUUUCAGAAAUGGCUAUAAACCAAUAAGCCUCAUCAAUCCUGAAAACAAAAAAUCACGAACAAGAAAAAGCACAGAGGGUGCUGGGAAAACACCACAGAAAAAGUCGGAUAAUCCCAAUCGCGAGAGAGAGACUAAUACCAUACCCCAAGGGGCGAGUCCACUAAAAGCACGCAAAAAUGCCUUGAAGACCUCAGAAGAGAUCAUUACGAACCCGAAGCCUUUUCAUGUCUAUAAUUGCUUCUGGAGGCCAGAGCGAUGCCUCUACCCUGUCAUGAUUCUGGGGUGGAACGACCAGACACCGGGAGGGCUCGAAUAUAACCUCGCCGGCACUGGACUCCUGGACAGGAAGAAGUCUAACGUACCAGGGUGUUACGUUUAUAAAGACGUUGACAGCACCACAAAUGGUGCCAUUAUUGGCUGGUCUCAAGGAUUCGAAGAUGGUGGGCCGAACAUUAAACGAAGAAAGUUCCCUGUCAUGUUUUUGUAUGUUUUAAGCAUAACACAUCCAUACCCCCUCUUCUUUUUCCAAGGCAUAGUCCUCCUGGAAUUCAAUUCGUCACCUUCCACUGAUAAUAAGUCGAACGUUAGCUGGGUUGCUGCGAAAGAUUUAAGCAAAUUUCCGCUCUAUCAACAAGACCAGCCCAAGAGGGAAAACGAAUAUUAUAAGGCUGCGCGUAGUUACAUUGCUAAAAGGGAUGGGUAUGGUUCUUGGGAAGCUUUCGAAGCAGCUCAAAAGGCAAAUGCUGGAGGAGUAAAAUUUGACGCUGUUACGACGCCAAUAGUUUCGCCGCUCACGGAUGUUGACGAUUCUAACGAUGAUUCGGAUACCGAUGAGUCUAUGCAGUCCUCGAUCUCGAAUGUUACCGAAAAAGAGCUACGGGAAAUGCAGGAAACUGCUGGUGAAAUAGAUGGUGAUGAUGAUUACUCGGGUUCAGAUGCGGGCAGUACAUUGAGCAACGAGAAUGAAUGGGAACAGCCCGAAGCCGACGGAAGGCCAUGGGCAUUCUACCACCUACGGAAAUCAGAUCAUGCAUCGGGCAAUACCAAUGCCCAGCUAUCAACCCAUGAGAAUCAUAAGUUGGUCUACAAUCAAGGAAAUGGUUCCUCAGGAGAAGGCGCCCCCACUCUUGAACCAACAUUUCAAGACAUAUAUAUUGAAGGAGUUAUGGAGACAGAGCGCGACGCAAAGACUUCGAGAAGCACACCGCCGCCAGACCUAAAUAUCAUGUCGAUAGUCAGCCAGGCUGCUUCCAAGGAAGCAGCCUGCACUUCUCAAGCUGAUGAUAUCAAUUCCAAGAAGAAUAGCUCUGAACCUAUUGCACGCUCCGAGACGUGCUUCAAAAGUGCACCGUCACCUUCGGUAUCGCCGGAGCUAAUAGUAAUAGGAGAACGGCCGAAGCGGGCGAGAUCCGAGGAGAUGAGCGGCAUUGGUAUCACCACGGCUGGACCAGACAACGUAAAAAAGGCUAGGAUGGAAACGGAACCCCCAAACAAUCAGGCGAGGACGUCAGCAGUGCAACAACCAAUAUCUAAACCGUCUGCUCCCACUGUACAUCCUACCUUGCUCUGCAUAUUUGAGAUUUCCUCGUACCGCAAAGGGCCAAUCUCAUGGGUGAGUGGAGGGCCUUGCCUGGAACUUCAUUUCCAAGAAGACAAAAAAAGAGUCGCCACGGUGAAUGCUCACCUGGAGAUUGUCAUCGACCCGACAACCUUACGAGGCUUUGCUAAAGAGGAAAUCCCUGGGUCUAAGGGCAACAGCCUCUUAACGGUAUUUCCUUCAGAUGUAACUGAUGACCCGGUUACAGUUGUCUUCAACCGCGCAGAGGGAAGCAGGAAAGAGAUUGGUAAAACCCAAGUGAGGAGGUUCACAUUCUGGCUUCGAGACGUAGUUCCUUCCCUACCUACCCUCAACUGCAACGUGCCCAAUAAGUAG